Molecule: messenger RNA, 1363 nt
Organism: Lolium perenne
Lineage: Eukaryota; Viridiplantae; Streptophyta; Magnoliopsida; Poales; Poaceae
Product: peroxidase 50
Biological process (GO): response to oxidative stress; hydrogen peroxide catabolic process
Molecular function (GO): heme binding; peroxidase activity
Source: RefSeq, a predicted model, not a curated record
CACAAAACUCAAACUUGUCGUCGCCGCUAAUUCUCGGCUCGCGCUCCACUACCGCCCAUACAGUAAGUACGUAUACCAUUGCAGCUGUGGCGCACGCUAAGCUAAAGGCAGCUAGGAACGAUAUGGGCGGCCGCGGCGUCAUGAGGUUCCUCCUCCUUGUAGCGGUGGUGGCCGCGAGCGCCACCGUGUGCGCGUCGCAGCUCAGUCGAAACCACUACGCCGGCGUGUGCCCCGACGUGGAGACCAUCGUCCGCGGCGCGGUGGCCAAGAAGUUCCAGCAGACCUUCAUCACCGUCGGCGCCCUGGUGCACCUCUACUUCCACGACUGCUUCGUCGAGGGUUGCGACGCGUCGGUGCUGAUCGCGUCGACGGCGAACAACACGGCGGAGAAGGACAGCACGGCGAACCUGUCGCUGGCCGGCGACGGGUUCGACGCGGUGAUCAAGGCGAAGGCGGCCCUGGACGCGGUGCCGCGGUGCCGGAACCAGGUCUCCUGCGCGGACAUCCUGACCAUGGCCACCAGGGACGCCAUCGCGCUGGCCGGCGGGCCGGCGUACGCGGUGGAGCUGGGGAGGCUGGACGGGCUGAGCUCCACGGCGGCCAGCGUCCCGGGCAAGCUGGCGCCGCCGUCGUCCACCCUCGACAAGCUCACGACACUCUUCGCCUCCAAUGGGCUCUCGCAGACCGACAUGAUCGCUCUCUCCGGAGGGCACACGGUGGGCUUGGCCCACUGCAGCACAUUCGCUAGCCGGCUGCGGCCGACGGUGGACCCGACGCUGAGCCCAAAGUUCGCGGCCCAGCUGCAGUCGUGGUGCCCGCCCAACGUGGACGCGCGUACGGCCGUGCCCAUGGACACGGUGACGCCGCGGGCCUUCGACAACCAGUACUUCAAGAACCUGCAGACCGGAAUGGGCCUGCUGAGCUCGGACCAGCUCUUCUACACCGACCCGCGGUCCAGGCCCACCGUGGAUGCCUGGGCCAAGAGCGAGGCCGCGUUCGACAAGGCCUUCGUGGCAGCUAUCACCAAGAUGGGCCGCGUUGGGGUCAAGACCGACGCGUCCCAGGGGAACAUACGCCACAACUGUGCAGCUUUCAACUGAAUUCAGCUAUACUUCGAUUCUUUCUCUAAAAAAGAGAAGGAACAACUCUCUCUUCCCGUAAAAAGUAUACAUGAAUACACUUUGCUUUCUCGUUCUGUGAUAUAAAAAUAAUGAAAAAGUGUGCAAAGUGAUACGGAUGGUUUGAAUAGUUGACUCUAAUUGGUGUACCAGUUCUUCAAUGGGGAAAUACCCUAAUUGUUUGUGAUGGUUCACUUGGUGAUCUACAGGGUUUGUCAAUGACAAUGAUAAUAUUUUAGUUUGAA